Molecule: messenger RNA, 4020 nt
Organism: Recurvomyces mirabilis
Lineage: Eukaryota; Fungi; Ascomycota; Dothideomycetes; Mycosphaerellales; Teratosphaeriaceae
Exons: 6
Coding region: 1-4020 (1339 amino acids)
Biological process (GO): carbohydrate metabolic process
Molecular function (GO): carbohydrate binding; hydrolase activity, hydrolyzing O-glycosyl compounds
Source: RefSeq, a predicted model, not a curated record
AUGGCGUCUACACUGGAGAGCCUCGAUGCUCAACUAGCGAACCUCAUGUCGGACUGGACGCUGAUCACCUCCGUCCUCACUUUUGUGAUCGUAGCUCUAGUUGGCUAUCCAAUCCUGUACCCGUCCGAACCUGACACCCACCCUCUACUUCUGGCCCGCCAAUCUAGUGCUGCUCCCAUCAGAAACAAGGGCUCUUCAGCAGCAUAUCGCUCGCCCGAAGUUCCAUACGGCACGCCUCUACGCUCUGGUCUCAACGUAAAGGACGCGGGAGCACCGCGUUGGGCAAGUGGGAAGGAUGGCGACGUGAGAGAUGUAUGGAGGGAGGUCAUGCGAGGUGGUAGUACUGGAGACGAUGGCAAGCCUGUGCCAAAAGCUUCGAUCAUGACGAUCCUCGGGCGGGAUGAAGUUGUGGAGCACAAUGUGCAAGAUCUGAGCAGAGAGAUUGGUAUAUUGGGAACGCAUAUAAGCCAGGCAAGAGCCAGAAAAGUGGCUAUAUACCUACCGAAUAGUGCCGAGUAUCUGAUGACCGUAUUCGUUCUGUUACCUUACAACCAACCUCACGCCAAGGUCUACGAGCUCAUAAAUAGUACUGGUGCCGAUGCACUCAUAUGUGCAGCUGGUAAUGUGCCUCUGGACGAUCUAGCACAAGCAUGUAAAAAUCUUAAGCUGCUUACCUGGGUAGUCGAGAAGACGAGCCGGCACAUGGACUGGAAUGGCGUGCCAGGUUCUGCCGCCGACCACCUGAAAGUCAGUGUCUGGCAUGAUGUCGUCGAAGAGCAGAAAGGAUCAGCUAGUCCUGACCUCCCUACGAACGAUCAAUCACCUACUUUGGCUCCGAUAAUCUCGGUCUGGCAACCUGUUGACCCUAGCAGCAAACCAACCAUUACGACUCUCACACAUCACAACAUCGUAGCAGCAACUUCUGCUCUUAUUACCAAUCUCCCACUACGUCAACGUCUGACUCCAGCAGACCUCGUGCUACCGGCCGAUGGCUUCACACACAACUACAUCCUCUGCCAGACCUUCGCCACUCUCUUCACACACGCCAAUCUGGCCAUAACGAGCGUAGCAGGUCCAGGUGUCGAUCUCGCCACAGCAAGUCGUUCUAUCAGUCCUACAGUAAUCAUUGCCAGCGCUGAAACAAUGGCCAAAGUGCAUGCCAAGGAGACUGCUGGCGCCUCAUCGAUACUUCGAAGUCUAGGAAAAUACACUCACUCACAAGCCAUGGCCGCAGGAAGAAUGCCGACAGAUGGUGUCCUCUUCAAAAUGCUUGCACCACCGUCCUCAGCAUCAGGAAACACACCUGGCAAGCUCCGACUGAUACUCACUUCAGAGCGUAUAGGCACUGGUUCGCCUGCACUGUCAUCGACCGUACUAUCUGAUCUCCGCUUACACACACGAGCGAGAAUUUGCUAUGCUCUCACCGCUGCGUCUGUAGCGGGAGCUAUCACGCAGAGCAAUGUCUUUGACUACCGGAUUGAUGCUGGAAGUCAAUUUGGCGCACCUUUGAGCUCUGUAGAGAUCAAGUUGCUGAAUUCGAAUGAAAGCGAGCUCGAGGGUUCGAGACCAAAGGGUAGGCUCGUAGUCACUGGGCCUGCUGUUAGUGGUGGUGAGGUCGAUGUUGGUGUGUCUGGCUCAAUAGUGGAGGAUGGGACUUUGAGGGGACGUCGGAUCGCAAAGGACCAAGGGUCUACGAGCAACAAGAUGAAGUUUCGCGAUGGCAUGUGGUUGGUGGCGGAAGGGAAACGAGUGGAAUAUGCGGAAGAGGUCUACUCGAUCAAUCCAUCCGCUGAUGGCAAAAAGUUGAGCUUAUUGUGUCCGACGGCACACAUACGAUCUCGUGGUGACACACUCAAUCGACCUACGCUUACAGUGGACCUCGAAGCUGUAGCCGAUGGCAUAAUAUCCGUCGAGGUCACACACUGGCACGGUGCCGUCAGCAAAGGCCCACAUUUCGACCUCUUCCUCAAUGGACAACCUGAAGUCGAGUCUGCCGUGAUCAAGACCGAGACAGGGACUACCUUCACUGCCGGUAGCAUAGCGGCCACAGUGUCAGCAAGCCCGCACACCUUCGACGUUCGCUUUCAUAGCACAGAUGGCAAGAACAGACUCACGUCUCUCCUUGACCGCAGUAUUGGCCUUGCAUACUCACCCGCUACCAGCUCGCCCAUGCAGACAGCUGAUAUGCGAGAGAUUGAACACUAUAUCCUGACCCAGACAACCCUUGGCGUAGGCGAGCAAGUCUUUGGUCUGGGUGAACGCUUCGGAGCUCUGAACAAAGUCGGUCAAAGCAUCAGUCUCUGGAACGCCGACGGUGGGACGUCCAGCGACCAAGCAUACAAGAACAUCUCCUUCUGGCUGAGUAACCGAGGAUAUGGUGUUUUCAUCGAUGCGCCAGAGCGUGUCGAGCUCGAAGUCGGUAGUGAGAGAUGUUGCAGAGUCCAGACUAGUGUUCAAGGUCAGAGUUUAAAAUGGUAUAUCAUCUACGGACCUACGCCAAAAGAGGUUAUCAGAAGGUACACUUUGCUCACCGGCCGGCCGAAUAAAGUGCCGGCGUGGAGCUACGGACUCUGGUUAUCGACGAGCUUCACGACCGAAUACGACGAGAAGACAGUCAGCUCUUUCCUCGAAGGAAUGCGAGACCGCGAGAUCCCAGUCCAAGUCUUCCACUACGACUGCUUCUGGCUCCGUGGCUUCCACUGGUGCGACUUCGAGUUCUCCAGUUCGCACUUCCCAGACCCCAAAGGCCAGAUCACGCGGCUGAAGGAGUCUGGUCUGGUGAACAAGGUCUGCGUCUGGAUCAACUCAUACUUAGGUCAAGCUUCUCCUGUCUUUAAGGAGGCGGCGGAGAAAGGCUACCUCCUCAAGCGAAAGAACGGUGACGUCUUCCAAUGGGACUUGUGGCAGGCUGGGAUGGGCAUUGUGGACUUCACCAAUCCUGAGGCAUGUGAAUGGUAUAAGUCUUGUCUGCGGAAGCUCUUCGAUACCGGCAUUGAUGCCAUCAGAACGGAUUUUGGUGAGCGUAUUCCGAGCAAGGACGUCCAGUGGCAUGAUUCGAGUCUCGAUCCCGAGAAAAUGCAUAAUUAUUAUGCCUUCAUCUACAACAAGCUCGUCUUCGAAGCCUUGCAGGAACGCUAUGGGAACGACGAAGCUGUGCUUUUCGCGAGGGCUGCUUGUGCUGGUACACAGCGCUUCCCUCUACAGUGGGGAGGUGACUGCGAGUCCACUUUCGAAGCCAUGGCCGAGUCGCUGCGAGGCGGUCUCUCGCUGGGUAUGUGUGGCUUCUCUUUUUGGUCCGUCGAUAUUGGUGGCUUCGAGGGCUAUCCAGACGCCACGAUCUACAAACGCUGGGUGCAGUUCGGUCUCCUUUGCUCGCACUCCAGACUACACGGGAGCAAUUCCUACCGCGUUCCUUGGCUAAUCGACAACGACGACAAGAGCUCGACAGGUGCCUCGGCGGUCUUGCAGAAGUUCACGCAGCUUAAGUGUAGGCUCAUGCCUUAUAUCUUCAGUCAAGCCAUGGAUGCCAUCAAGCACGGCUGGCCAGUCAGCGUGCGCGCCAUGGCUUUGGAGUUUCCAGACGACCGCACUGCCUGGACAUGCGAUCAGCAGUUUAUGUUAGGCUCAAGUCUUCUCGUAGCACCAGUAUUUGACGAGACAGGUGAUGUAGAGUUUUACCUGCCCCAGGGCAAGUGGACCCGCUUUUGGGAUCGUAAAGUCGUCGAGGGCCCACAGUGGGUCAAGGAGAGACAUGAUCUUGACACUCUACCCUUGUAUAUCCGGGAAGGUACAAUCUUGGUGCUGGGCAAGGAAGGAGAGAAGCGUACGGUUUAUGACUGGACCAAUGCGGACGAGGUGGAAGUGCACUUGUAUGAGACCACACUGGACAGCACCUUCGAGCUGUACGAUGCCGAUGGCGGUUUCGCGCGAACACUGAGCACGACACAGCAGCAUGGCUCCUGGAAGGUGGAAGGCAUGGAUGCCCGCGUCCGCCGUUUCAGCCGAGAGCAGAAUUACUGA